AUUUCUUUCCAGCAACCCUUCACAAAAUGACACAAGAACAGUACGAGUUUCGAAUUAUCUUUGGAACAUACGAGCGUCUUCUCUACGGGCUAGAUGUGCACCCGGCUGCAGCGUCUGGUGAUGCGCAGAGCGUCUUUACAGUGACGCCAGUCUUCAUUUAUCCUGCCCACAUAUCGUGCAUCAAGGCCGUGGCCACUAGUUCACGGUUCCUAGCAACAGGUUCUACUGACGAGCACGUCAAGUUGUAUGAUCUUCGCCUCCGAAAAGAAGUGGGAACUCUCAUGCACCAUUCUGGCUCAAUAACCUGUUUGCGAUUCUUCAAGAAGUCACACCUUAUAACAGCGUCGGAGGACGGGACGAUAGCCAUCGUUAGAACACAGGAUUGGGAAGUGUUGAAAACAUUGGCUGGUCACAAGCGCGCGAUAAAUUGGGUCGAUGUACAUCCUUCGGGAAAGGUGCUAUUGAGUGUUGGUGGAGAUGGAACACUAAAGUGUUGGGACUUGGCUCGCGGAACCUGCACGUACUCUAUGCGUCUACCUAAAGUGGCUGAACGAGUGUGUUGGAGCCCUUCUGGGCAACUGUAUGCUGUCCUAAUGAAUAACUUGGUACAAAUUCAUGCCGUCUCUGAUGGUGAAGUGGUCGGAAACCUCGAAGGGAUCGGAAGGAUCAAUGCUAUCGCUUUUUGUAGCAUGGAAGGCGUGGAUGAGGAACAUCAGUCUAGGGAAGUUCUGGUGACUGGUGGGGAGGACAGAUCUAUUGGUGUAUGGGCCCAAGACGGAGAGCGUAUUUUGCGAUGGAACACGCAACAUGGAAAUCGCAUAAAGGAUUUGGAUGUAUACGUCAAGGAAGGCAAGCCGACCAUUGUUGUUUCGUGCUCAUCGGAUGGAGGUAUCAAGGUGUGGGACUUGACGGACGUAGCCCAUCAAUUGAAGACAAGCCAUUCCACUGAGAGUGCCGUGCCGGCUGAUGGAAAACCGGUCAAGGUUGUUUUGCCGCAAGCAACCCCGCAAGCUGAUUAUAAUGCGAAAUGUCGCCUAACGUGCAUAGCCGUUACUGGUCCAUGUGAUACCUCAUCGAAAGGAAAACGAGGGGAUAUUGCUCACGGGGCGGAUGAGGCAAAUGAAGACGAGGUCGCUGCUGAUCGAUCAGAGUUCGAAUCAGAUUAUGAAGAUCCUGCUGGUAAAGCGACGAUCUCCGUAUCUUUUGAAGAGGAGGGAGAGACCACUGUAGAGGAGAAGCCGUCGACGCCUGCCCCUACAAUAGCCAAGAAGAAACGAAAAGCGACUGCUGAUGGGAAUCAAUCUGCAGGCAAGCGACAGGCAGGAUCUGGUCCCAUAAUAAAAAAAGGCAAGGGAAAGCAGGCGGCAUUAAACAAAUUCAGGAAGCGUUCUGUAAAUAAUUCAAGCAAAUAGUGCAUUAUCAUUCUACCAUUAUAUUUAUGUACGAUAAUAUUUUCAUCAUGUUAACAUCAUCCCA
Spizellomyces punctatus DAOM BR117 is the source of this 1476-nucleotide messenger RNA. RefSeq lists its product as uncharacterized. The transcript has a single exon. Bases 27 to 1412 code for a protein of 461 amino acids. Gene Ontology annotation, molecular function: protein binding. Lineage: Eukaryota; Fungi; Chytridiomycota; Chytridiomycetes; Spizellomycetales; Spizellomycetaceae. The record is from RefSeq and is a predicted model, not a curated record.